AUGUCGUCAACAACGCAAGCAGCCGCCAACAAGCGCAAACGCCUCGCGGGCGGCAGCACCACUUCGCUGCCCGAUGAGGUUGCGACCGCCGAGCAGGCACAGAUCUCGGAGUCGCGCGACGCGUCUGCAGAAGAGGGCGACACCACAGCGGCGGAGACGCCGACGGCUGAACUCAAGACCACACCCACUUCGCACCCGCCGAUUAAGCGUCAGCGGUCGAGCAACAAUCCUGUCGGCGAUGCGACCGUUGACAUGGGCGAGCCCAGCGAUACCACUGAGGCGAGUGUGGACAUUGAGAACCGGGUAGGCCGCAAGGGCAGGAAGAGUAGCAACCCCGAGGAGGAGGAGGGCAUGGCGCCGCCGCCUAUCGGCAAGCUCACACAUCCGGUUGGCUAUCGUACGAAUGACCCGCCGGUUGGUAGGCCAGUCAGGAUCUAUGCCGACGGCGUCUUUGAUUUGUUCCACCUUGGGAGGACACUUGUUGACAUUAUCGCCCUGCGCGGUCUCAGCCACAUGCGACAGCUAGAACAGGCCAAAAAGGCAUUCCCUGACGUCUACCUCAUUGUCGGAGUGACUGGUGACGCCGAGACUCACAAGCGCAAGGGCCUGACAGUGCUUUCUGGCAAGGAGCGUGCCGAGACGGUCCGUCACUGCAAGUGGGUAGACGAGGUCAUCGAGAACUGCCCGUGGAUCGUCACGCCUGAGUUCCUCGAGGAGCACAAGCUCGACUAUGUCGCGCAUGACGACAUUCCGUAUGGCGCCGACGAGGGUGACGACAUCUACGGGCCCAUAAAGGCCGCGGGCAAGUUCCUGGUGACGCAACGCACAGAGGGCGUCAGCACGACAGGUAUCAUUACCAAGAUCGUACGCGACUACGAAAAGUAUAUUGCAAGGCAACUCAAGCGCGGCACAUCUCGGCAGGAACUCAACGUCAGCUGGCUGAAGAAGAACGAGUUGGACCUGAAGCGGCAUGUACAGGAUCUGCGAGAAAACAUCCGCAGCAACUGGACGACGACGGGUCAGGAGCUCAGCAGAGAGCUGAGGCAAUACUGGCCGGCUUCCAGGCCACAGAGCCCUGCCCCCUCAAGGUCCGCGCUGCAGGUCCCUAACGGGGACCAGCUCACAAGCCCACAACAGCAGAGCAGCUCGAGGGAGGCGCAGCUCCGAUCGCCAACCACGCCAGGAGGUGCCAACGUCAACUCGAACGAUUUUGUGGCCGGAUAUGCGGUCGGGUUGAUCGGCGGUGUAAGGUCUUGGAUGACCAAAAGCCGUCGCAGCCUGAGGGACGAGAGAGACGAUUCCUCCUCGCGCCAGCCAAGUGAUGACUCGUCCGAGGAGAGUGAGGGCAAGGAGAAGACGACACGAACUCGCCGGGUUGUUCCCAAGGGGAAUGCUACUGCUACAGGAGCCUAA
This is a messenger RNA of Pyricularia pennisetigena, 1413 nucleotides long. RefSeq lists its product as uncharacterized. Lineage: Eukaryota; Fungi; Ascomycota; Sordariomycetes; Magnaporthales; Pyriculariaceae. The record is from RefSeq and is a predicted model, not a curated record. The transcript has 4 exons. Gene Ontology annotation, biological process: CDP-choline pathway. Gene Ontology annotation, molecular function: choline-phosphate cytidylyltransferase activity; phosphatidylcholine binding. Gene Ontology annotation, cellular component: nuclear envelope. The coding region runs from base 1 to 1413 and encodes 470 amino acids.